Varroa destructor (honeybee mite) is the source of this 3508-nucleotide messenger RNA. RefSeq lists its product as uncharacterized. Gene Ontology annotation, molecular function: sequence-specific DNA binding. NCBI's taxonomy places the organism in Eukaryota, Metazoa, Arthropoda, Arachnida, Mesostigmata, Varroidae. Gene Ontology annotation, cellular component: nucleus. The record is from RefSeq and is a predicted model, not a curated record.
GGGCAGCAGGCGAACCGCUCGGCUCUAGAUAUAUACCCCGAUCCCGAUUGAACCCCAGCCUCGUACACUGCACCACCAGCUCUCUCGAUGUACUACCCAACGCCGCCUACCCAACCCCCCAGCAGAGCCUCCCUUCGCGAAUUCUGUGUUCUGUACAGUGUUCGCUUACUCCAAGUUGUAGCGGCAGCGGCUGCGGCGCCAGCGACGAUUAUAGUAGCAGUCUCAAAUCGACCGACCAGUAGUAUAGCACUCGGCGAGAGCUGCCAUCUGCCUACUUCUUUCGAGCCCGACGAAGCAAUUUGGUGUCCCUCGUACGCGACGACUCGCUAUUACGCCGCGGUCGGAACCCGUUUUGCCAGCAUUCGCUGUAUUGCCGCUUCAGGAAGAACUCUGUUGUUAAACUUCUGUUAGCUAGAUCAAUUCGGGCAAACGGUGUGAUUUCUGGCUGGCACUGUCCACGGCGACAGCUGCUCCGGAAUCGCGCGUUCGAGGAACGAUAGCAAAGACGAUUCCUGCUGAAGUCGCGACUGCCGCCAGAGGAUCACCAUGAGCUCGGACGAGAAGAAGUCAUGAGCGAUCCCGACUUCGACAGUGAACGCAAUAAGAUCGGGCGUUGUUGCACGGCCCGGUGGUGCAAAGUUCGAUACAAUACCAAUGGACUUACGUCCUUCUUUAGGUUUCCCACCGACCCACAACGCUGUCGCCGCUGGAUCGACUACGUGAACCGUCCAGAGUUGGCUUACAACUCGCCUGAACAUCUGCACAACAACUAUCGACUUUGCGCUAUGCACUUCCGCGAGGAUGACUUCGUCUCAUUGGGCAAUCACGCGCGACUCAAGAGGCACGUCGUGCCAUCAGUCCCACCACCUGCCGACUGGAAGCACGCAAAUGACAUCGAGGACACCGAUGAUUCUAAGCCACAGCCCAAAGGCUUUGAACGCGGACUUGAACCGGAGAAAAUCUUAGGCGUGACUAAUUCAUCAGGGGAACUCAUGUUUCUCAUUCAGUGGAAAGGCGCAGAGGAAGCAGACUUCGUACGAGCUGCCGAGUGCAACCUCCGGUACCCCCAGAUGGUCAUCGGCUUUUACGAACGCAAACUUGUAAUGGAGUACUAGACGGAGAUUAACACCAGCCGUUGGCGCGACCAUAACGCGAAAUCGUGUACCGGAACCUAACUCAUCAAAUGGGUGUACAAGCCUAUAAUUACUAUUACCACAACUACUACUAUUCCUAAUCAAUAUGCUAAUAAUACCCGUAGUCAUCUAUCCAAUUGCGCUAUGUUUGUACGCGUGGAACGACACAACAAGGGAGCGCAUUGUUAGUGAUGACGUUUCAGUGUUCUGUGAUUGUUUUAAGCAGGGUCGACAUGGCAGCAGGUUUGGCUGCGCCGACUUAUACGCUCUGUAAAUCAACGAGGAUUUAUGUCGAAGCGAUGGAUGUCCCACGUUGCAACAAUUGUGAGGAAACUGCGACAUCGUUAUAAGGAAAUGAUAUCACUCAGCUCAUAUCGAAACGGCUAGUCUCUCGAAUACGAUCAAGCACCAGUUGCUGUAUUAAGCAUCGGACCCUUAGUACAAAUUCGGGUGACUAUCCGCAGGCAUUUGUAUAGUACAUAUAUUUCUAAAAUCAACAUUGUGUGAGUAAAGUCUGUAUGUCCAUGUAUCACCAUUAAUUAGAGCCUUUUUAUUUAGAAACGUCUGCUGUAAUGUUCCUAGGAUUCUAAGCAUGCUACAUAAUGCUCUAGAAGUUACAUCGGUUUUCCCUAGGUACUUUCUCGAAGAUGGGCACAUUGUUAUAACCUUAGCCCAUUCUAGCACAUCCACUGUGACUGCAGUAUGUUCAUAAAAUGCUGACUGAGUUACGUAGUACAUUACGUAUGCAAAUAAUAUUCCUUGCGCGUGUCGCCACAUUUAGCCAUACUAUAGAACUGCCUAUAUUUUCCAACUUCUAGCCGUACUAUCAUUAUUAAAUGUGUGCUGUUUUACAGGCGCUAGUAACUGGCUGACCUCUAAUUUUCAGUUUUGUGAUGGUAUAUCACUAUGAAGUAAACUUAACGAGACCAUAUAUUUGUAGAAGAUACAAAGAACACUGAAAGAACUGGUGAUUAUUGUACAAACUAAAUAUUGUUUCUUCAAUAAUCAAGCAGUCAAUUGUUAAGAGUCUUAAAUUAUUUUUAAUCAGGAAUUCUCCCUUGAUUUUGCAUUUGAAUAUCGUAAUACUAUCUUACAAAGACACCACUUAAUAAAUGCAGAAUACGUUAGCAAACGUAAAUAUAGAUAAAUGAAUCAGUCACGUAAUGUUCAAGCUUAAACCUACACAUCUAUUGACACACUUCCCGUUGAACAUUUUCAUGCUUUACGACAUCAUCCAUUUGUGUGCGAUAACGAUUAGUACAAACGAAUUCGAUGCUUUUUAUAUAGUUGUUACUGGUAUGGCUGAAACAUUAUGCUCAAAGUCCAACAUCAAAAAUUUAUUGGAAUGAAGAACCUGACACAGUGCUAAGCGUUGGAAGCGAUAAAUUCAGUUUCAAAUUUAAAGAGUUAUUUUCUAUACAAGUCGUAUAAAAUGUAGCGCUGAUCUAAUAAAAAUCGUUGUAGUUAUCUUAAAAUUUUCGCAUAUGCUUUUAGGAGAUGAUAUCAGUGCGUCUCCACUCAGUAGCAGUGGUUCCUUCUAUUUCAGAAUAUCAGCUAUUCUUGAUUUCAUGGAAUGUGUGCUUAGCAGCACUGGCACAUGAUAAGAAACAAACAUUUAUUGGAGACCUUUCUAAUAAAAAAAAUCUGCAUAGGGAAAAACACUUAAAUAAGAUAUCAGUGAAACAGCUGCUAUACGCAUCAUAACAGAUCUGUAAUUUCUCAUAAAAAGGAUGCAUCAAAGAACAAUGACUAUCUUAGGUUCGUACGAAUUGUGCAGUAUGAGUUGUGUACAAACUUUGAUGUUUCGUAAAAACUAUAGUACUUUAUUUCACUGUUCAUUAAAGCUAGAUAUAAUGUGUAUAAUACUGUUAACGACAAAAAUUAAAAAAUAAAAUUAACAUUUAUAUAAUGGCAUAUACAUAAAAAAAUGGCUUUUUUAACUUUUUUUUAACGUUUUAAACGUUUUUUAACUUUACCAUACGACACAGAACUUCGCCUUAUUUAAUAGAUAGUAAACUGUAAAUAUAACAGCAAAUUAUUAAUUACUAAUAAAUUAUAUUAUCCGUAAUGAAAUAUUCUAACGCUACAAGAAACAUCAUCCGAUAGCUGUGACGCCGCUGUGAGUACACUUUUUCGAGAUGGUGUGUCUAAACCUAGGGUAAAUACAGCUUAUAUGCUAGCCUGUGGCAUCGAGUCACAUGGUAGCGCAGCCAUUUAACUGCAGACAUUUGAUUACUAGGUCGAAGUCGGUUAUCAUAUCGACACUAUUGUCAAAGGUCAAAAUAGAAGUGCUGUCUGUGCAGUGCGAUACCUGAGAUUAUCGCGCGUCGUUAUAUUGUUUUUAAAACCAAGAAGUACGACGCACGUCCAGUUGA